Halichondria panicea is the source of this 3774-nucleotide messenger RNA. RefSeq lists its product as uncharacterized. The record is from RefSeq and is a predicted model, not a curated record. NCBI's taxonomy places the organism in Eukaryota, Metazoa, Porifera, Demospongiae, Suberitida, Halichondriidae. Gene Ontology annotation, cellular component: autophagosome membrane. Gene Ontology annotation, biological process: autophagosome assembly. The transcript has 8 exons. The coding region runs from base 416 to 3634 and encodes 1072 amino acids.
UUUACCGUAAGAUCUCGAUUUAAAGCGACACUUUUUAAUAAUUACAAAGCCAGAGGUCGAAUCUUUUGGAGGUUGAAAAAUUAUAUUGAAGUCCUGGUGUCGCAUAUUUAGAGGGUCGCAUCUAAUUGGAGGUAACUUUACAGAGUCUACUUGCCUCGAUUUCAGGCCGCUUAAAAACACUGAUUUUCUAGUGGGCUACAAUCGAGGCUAGGGAGUGGCUACAUUUACCUCUAUUUAGAACACGACAUUAAAAAAUAAUUGUCAACGCAGCUGUCGCUACUUUUAGAAGUCAGAAAAUUGCUGAAGCUCCUGGGUGUCGCAUAUUUGGAGGGUCGCCUUAAAUCGAGGUCUAACGGUUUCUACCUUGUGUCGAGCAUUGAGUACAAUAGAUGAACUUAAUAAGCACCAAGCGAAAAUGAGCGAAGAAAUACUUGAAAAGAGCCAAGAAAUCCUAGAACUUCAAACUCAGCUGGCAAUUCCUCAAGACGAACAUCUUAAUCUCCUGGAAACUGAACUUGCUGAGAAAAAUCGUGUGAUUGUUGAGAAGCAAGCCAGAAUUGAGCAACUUGUUGAGAACAAAGUUGACUCAUCUGAAAUGCUUGCUAGAUAUCUUGGCGAAAAGGAAGCAUUGCUAAGCGAAAAGAACAAAGAUCUUAUGCUGGAAAAAGCAAGAGUGAACGCAAGUAAAACUUCUCAUGCUAAAACUCGAAGAGAGCUAGAAAAAUGCCGAAGGAAGUUAACAAUGGUACUCACUCAACGAAAAGCAACUGCAACAGGAGACCCGAUAGUCGAUGUGGAAUUUGACAGUAUAUCGAAACCAGGGGUUACCACAAAUGACACUUCAUCUCAAACUACCACUGUCAAUGAGGAUAUUAUUGUUCAAACCACUUCAUCAAAUCAAGACAUUGAGUCAACCUAUACAUUCGUUGAUGAGUCAGAUGUACACUCUAGUUCGGAUACAGUAGUACAAGAGCUUCGUAGAGAAGUGGCUGAAAAAGCAGAGAAGGUAUUUAGUCUUGAAAAUCAACUAAAAGAAGCGAAUACCACUAUUUCACGUCUGGGGCAAGUUAAAGAUCAUUCCAAAGGUCAAAGCAAGGCUUUGUUCUCCAUGAGGCAAGAAUUGGAUGCUACAAAGAUGUCACAUGAUGAGCUUGUGCAGUACAUUACCUCAUUGGAACAGCAGGUCGCUGAUACAGAGAAACACACUAAUAAACUUGAAGCAACAAUCAAAAACCUUGAAACUGACAAAGAGUUUGUUGAGCAAGCACUAGUGAACACGAGGGAAUCACGUCAAGCUCUAGUAGAAUCGACAGAGUCUAAAAACAAUGAAAUUGAAGCGUUCAGGACCAUUAAACAAGUUAUGGAGAGUAGAGUGGUCGAAAUGCAGGAAAAGUUGGAAAUCAUUACAACCCAAGCUGAGGUGUACAAAGAAGACUUUGAGACUGAGCGAAAAGACAGAGAGAAGGCUCACAAUCUCAAAGAAGAAAUGAGACUGUCUUGUGAUCAGAGGGUUCAUGCCAUGACAAUACAGCUUGAGACUGAGCGACUUGCUCAACAUGAAACAAUUCAAACUCUAAGAAAACGGCUGGAGAGAGUUGACGAUGAAAAAUCUUAUUUGGAACAGGAAAAGGAAGCCCGAACAACACGGUCAUUUACUAGGCAGCAAGAGUUUCCACAGAAAAACAAAGAAAUCCAUGAGCUUCAAGAGCAACUCUAUGAAGCACAGCAGAAGGCCAUCACAGCUCAAGAGGAGGUCCAGGCAAAGACAGCUCAGGUCAAACAGUACAAGAAGAAAGAUGAUCAAAGAGAGAAAAAGCUUGUCACUCUAGAUGCGAGGAACCAGGAACUAAUUCAGGAGAUGGAAAGGGUCAGAAGUGAGCUGGAAAGGGUGAAAACUGAGAAUGCCAAUUUACUAAAGGAAGAGAAAAAAUCAAAUCAAACAGAAAUGAACAAGGUUCGCCAGGAGCUGGAAAGAGCUCUCAAAAGGAUGUCAAAAUCUGAGGCCCAUGAUGAACUGCUGAAGGUGCAACUGGACAAUCAUUCACUUCAUAGUGACAAUGAAAAACUAAACAGAUCUCUUCAAAAAGUACAGGAGCAGUUUGCUGGUCUGAAGGUGCGUCACCUCGAGUUAAAGAAGGAGGUUACUAAUGCCACACCCACCACUCCUCCUGAACCUCCGAUACCAAUUCAUCCCAACCAGGUCUCUGUCAAACAAGAUAUCCCUCAAGGAAGGAGCUCGGACAGUAGCGACCCCACAGCUAAACCAAAACCUGACCAACAGCAGAGUGUAGCUCAGCAACCAACAACUAUACCCAACGUGAACAUUGUUCCUCCUACAAUCCAGGACAAUUAUAACCAACAACCCGAGGCGAGACUAGUACCCAACUUACCAACUGAAGGUCUCCUGUCUAUGAACUUUGAGAACCCUAGGUCAGCUCAUGAUAGUGUCGAGGUAAAUGGAUUUCGAAAUGCUGCCGGCCGAAACGAACGGCAAUCGUCUACUGGACCACAACCCGAUAAUAGCAUCCGCUAUCCUCCGGGCUUGCAAGUAAAGCAAAGUCAUAGUAGUGCCCCUAGUAGCACCAAUUUAGCGCUAUCGGAACAAGUGGCUAGCCCCACUGAUGCCUCAAACAAAAUGUCACUGGUUUUAGGAGAUCAACAGUUGGAGAAACCCUCCAAUAUGCCUUCCGACUUCAAUCAAAGUCAUUACCCUGCUAACACUAACCAAGGUGGUGACUAUCAAGAUCCAGUCAACAACUAUCGGGGUCAAAGUGGCUCUGAUAACUUGCCACAAUGUCAUUACCAGUAUCAGAAUCAACUACAACCAGGACAGCCACAGAAUGUACCACCCAGUAACCACCCCUCUCAAUGGCCGAACCAGCAACCAUACGUGCAAGACCACCUCUACCAGCAGCAGGCAGCCCAGCCUGGUCCUCAGUAUGAACAGCCACGGUCACCGCACUAUAACCCACAGCAACAGAAUUAUGGACAGUCGAAUUACAACCAACAACACGGGAAUAAUCAGCAGCAAGGUCCUCACUGGUGUAACCAUGAUCAGCAAUAUCCUAAUUCUCAAUGGGAGAGCAACCAACAAUACCAAGGUGCCGGACAACAAGCAUACAACUAUCCUAGUGAUGGACUGCAACCUCAGCAGUACAACACUAUAGCUCCGUCUUACCCCAGCAACUUCAGAGAUGAUGACGCCCAUUCACCUGUUUUAAAUAACCAUAACUCUUUGUCUGAAAACACCUCAAAUUCUAAUCCAAAUGUUUUUUCUCGGCCAUCCAGUAACGGGUAUGGUGUGGAUAUAAGCCCUGAAAAGCCAAAACCAAAACCACGAGCUCAUUGUAAACCAGACACUCCCUCACCAGUUUCAAAUCCAGAAACCCAAAAACAGCUCAAUCCAAAUCGUACCGAACUUCUUGUCAAACCCAAUGGCCUGCAAGACGGCAUAGAUCGAGAGAUUAGCGAGGUAGCUGCUGCAGUGAGUCAGGUGACGAGGAAGGAAGGAGAGAGGGACGGUGCUCCAUUAGACCCCAACCUGGUCUGUCCAAUGUGUAUGAAGCAGUAUCGCAUCGGAGAAAUACAACUGUACAGAGCUCACGUCAACAAGUGCGAUGGAACUAGACACUAGACAUUGUCCCCAGUUUCUCUUAUAAUUAUUAAUACAGCCAUGUCAGUAUAAUUCUAUGGUUAUGUGUUGUGUUGUGCUAUAUACAUAUAGUACCAGUGUUGAAUUAAAUGAUCUAUACCCUUUCAUGGCUGUUCAUACAA